This is a messenger RNA of Myxocyprinus asiaticus (Chinese sucker), 2924 nucleotides long. It is a transcript of the gene trmt10c, whose product is annotated as tRNA methyltransferase 10C, mitochondrial RNase P subunit. The coding region runs from base 840 to 2234 and encodes 464 amino acids. Gene Ontology annotation, cellular component: mitochondrion; nucleus; nucleoplasm. Gene Ontology annotation, biological process: positive regulation of mitochondrial translation; mitochondrial tRNA 5'-end processing. Gene Ontology annotation, molecular function: tRNA binding. Lineage: Eukaryota; Metazoa; Chordata; Actinopteri; Cypriniformes; Catostomidae. The transcript is spliced from 2 exons. The record is from RefSeq and is a predicted model, not a curated record.
CGACUAGAAACACCAUCAUAAGGCAUCAUCUAUGCUUUCUGUUUAUCUGAACAUAAAUAUUUUAUUACUGCGUAUGUUACUAUUUAUUUUACACGACUGAUUUAAAUACAUUUUAUUAAUGGUUAAAUAUCUAAUUUUAUGUCACUAAUGAUAAAUGGCGAGUAGAUUUCCACACGGUAUACGUUUGUUGUUGUACACUGGCACAGCAUGCAGCGUGUGUCCUUCUGAGUGGACAUACAGAAAUACAUUUGAUGGAAGGUCCCAUUGAGAUACAAGAUCUCUUCUUCCAUGGAGUCCUGGUCAAGAUGGCUGCACCAACAAUUUCACAUAAAAAACCACAAUUACACAUUUUAAACAACAAAUAGUACAUAAAAAUAGUAAAAAAAAAAAAAAACAGUAAUACAAGCCAUACUAUUCAAAGAUUAUGAAAAACAGCAACAUGAUUACUUAAGUGCAGAUUUUAAAAGAUUUUUAAAACAUUUAAAGAGGUAAGUGAUUCUAGAGUAACGGUAACUUGCAGAUCAUUCCAUACCAUGGCGCGUAAAAAGAGAAAGCAGUCAGCCAAUAACCGUGUUUGCUUGGCCGAUUAACAGAAGUGUUUACUUUCCCUUGCGAUAGACCAACAUAUCGGCCAAUAUUUGGCCAUUAUCUUUUAUCUUGGACAAUAAUGGUCAAAGUUUGACAGCUAGCCCCAGUCUCCCAUAUAUUGUAAUUUUAUAGUAUCUAAUAGACACUUCUGCUUUUUACCUCAGGCAACCGCGACUUUUGACAUGAUGUACUGAUACUAUGGUACACACCUGUGUUUUGGUGUUUGGCUUAAAUUCCAAAAGACAUCCUUCAUGAUGUUUCAAAGGUUGUGUUCACUGGCCGUGCAAUGGAAAAGCACCUCUGCUCCAGUACAGACCGUUUACAAAAGGCACCAGGGCAAAUUGAGGUUACUGGACCUCAUCGGCAGACCCAUCAGCACCAGUUGGAGAACCAGAAAAGAUGGAGCAGAAAGCAUUCCUGCUGAAAAGCUUGACUUGGACAUUUGGAAAUCGGUGAUGAAAUCUCAAGCCAUGCAUGCAGAGAGGAAAGGUGAGGAGAAUUUGACCCCAAAUCCUGAAACGGAGCCAUCUCUACUGGAGGCCAAUCGCGAGCUGGUUGAGAUGUGGCAUCAAGCGGGGAAGUUUGUUCCAAAGAACAUCACGGAUGAACAGCUGGAAGUUCUCUCCGGAUUGACUACAAAGUCUGGCAAAAAGAAGUUCUUGAAGUAUCUGGCCAUCAAGGAAGGACACAAGAUUUCCAAGAAGGAGAAGCAGGAAAAGAAGAAAUCUGAGCGGAAUCUGGAAGCAGACAUGGAAUCAGAUAGAGAUGAAGGAGAUUCUCUGAAGAACACUUUCAUGUUGAAGUUCUGGAGUCAUUCCAUGGAUAAGCUCCUGAACUGGCGGGUGGCGCAGGCCAUGCGCUUCGGUCAACCACUGGUAUACGAUAUGAGCUAUGAGCAGCACAUGUCGCAGCGAGAGAUCGAAAACACAGUUUCGCAGUUGCUGGAGACCGAGGGCUGGAACCGACGUUCCGUUGACCCAUUUCACCUGCACUUCUGCAACCUGCAGCAUAAUGGGGCAUAUUUCCGUGAGCUCCUCAAACGCUAUGGGACUGAGACCUGGGAACGUAUGCUGAUCACGACCACCGCUCGCCGACAUGUAGACGUGUUUCCUCUUGAAAGCCUUGUCUACCUAACGGCCGAUUCGCCAAACGUCCUGCAUAAGUUUGAUCACAGUAAAGUGUAUGUAGUGGGUGCGAUGGUGGACCGCUCCAUACAUUCAGGCAUUUCAUUGGCCAAUGCGAAACGCCUCAGGCUCGCCACAGCCCGCCUUCCUCUUGACGAAUACCUGGACUGGGACUCGGGUGCAAAGAAUCUGACACUAGACCAGAUGAUCCGCAUAUUGACCACGGUUAAAGAGACCGGAAUUUGGCAGAAAGCACUCGAGUUUGUACCUAAGAGGAAACACAGCGGCUUCCACCAGCAGAGAGACAAUAGAACUGAAACUAAAUCCAGGAUGCUCGUGGACCAAGAGGAAAACUGGGAGAAGGAAAGUAAACGCAGAACUCAAAAAAGUCAUGAUAUUAGUCAGGAAUCUGCUUUUCCUGGUGAGAUCCAUUUGCCCAGCAGAGUUCAGAAUGCGCUGAAAAUCAAAUCAGAUGGUCAGAGAAUAGGCCGAGACCAGAGGAACUGGUGGGAGGACAAAUAGUACUGUGUUUUACAUAAUUGAUAGUCUAAACAAUUAUUGCUAUUCCAGUUGUGUUCAGUGUAAGUAAAUAAUGUGUACAGAUGCCUGUGUAUGUAACAACAGUACAGAGUCUGUAGAGAACAGGCUAGGAAUUAUUUUAUGAAAUAGUUUUGCAUUCCCUCACAAUAAAUUUACAGGGUUCCCACAGACAUGGAAAACCUGGAAAUAUCAGGUAAUUUUAAAAUUGUGAUUUCCAGGCCUGGAAAUGUCAUGGAAAUUAAUUAAAUAUUUUUUUGUUUUGUUUUGUUUAUAGUUAAUAUAUUUGUAUUUAUUAUGCUGUGUCCUAAAAUAUUUAAUCGGGGUGUUAUGUUGCACUGGAUUAAAAACACACAGUGAAGAGUUCAAAAUAUAUCAUGUUAUUUAGAGUACCUGACCAAUUAGAGACAUCGAUGUGCCGCUAAUCCCUGCCCAUUUUAGGAUUCACGCAAUGUGUUCCUAUGGAUUAAAUUUAAAAUUAAAUGUUUUAAACUUUUAUCAAACAAUGGUGUGUGUUUUUUGUGUGUGUGUGUUUUUUUUUUUUUUGUUUUUACAAACUUGCGAUUGUGAUUUCGAUGCCAUUUUCUGAAUGAAAAGCUAAAUGUUUGAGCAUGGAUUAUUAGCUUUGAAGUCAUGGAAAUUCACUGGUUGAAGAGUGGGAACCCUGAAUUUUAC